CUCCACACAUCGCUUUGAUAAUGUAUCCCUCAAUGGCCUAUGGCGGCUGUCAGCGCGGGGACUUGGAUCAGCUGUACAAGUCCGUCUGCCAGGGGUUCGACCUCUCGCUUUUCGGAGAGGAUAGCGUGGGACUUACCGAGGCGUCCGACCAGCCUUCCUACGAGGAAAGUGUGCCCUUUGUAGGAUUUCAGGAGUUUCAAGAGCAGGAUUUUCUGACGCCUGAGGAUACUUUCUCCUACUCCAGCUUCGGCGAGGCCGCGUGGAACUCACCCGACCUCCACCAGGACCAAGCGUACCCAGGAGAGUUCCCGGAAGGCAAGUCAAGAGACUACCCCGAUUGCUGCCAAGACUUUACACCGAUCAACGAAAUGGGCAGCGAAGUGGGCAGCGAAGGGGGUAGUCCCUCCCCUUCAGACAACAGCCCGAGCUCGACACUGUCCCUCGAUACCCGCAGCCUGAAAAUGCACGAGUGGCCGCCGCAGACCGACCCGGAAUUAGAGCGCAAGAGGAUGAGAGCACGUAGGGCCUUCGCCAACCGCCAGAGAAAUAAAUCGAACGCAUCGCAGUGCCAGGACAGACUGGAACAGAUUAAAGGGGAAAUCGCUCGCCUGCAAAUAACCAAGAAAGGACAGCAAAAACGACUCGAUAUCUUAAACGCCAUCUGGCAACAAUACAGAUAACCUCUCCUCAACGGUGGUCGGACGAACUACUGGAACCACAAACCCAUGAAAGAGUAUUUUUCAGCAGGUUACGAAAGAAGAAAUUGAAAAAUAAAGAAUUAUCAUUGCAUUGAGAUUUGCGAAGUUCUAGCUUUGCACGGGCCGCCGUCCACAUAUGACCCGACCUAAGGAUUUAUCGAAAGAAGUCUUUAUUAAAGAGGUCUGACUGCUGACCUGCUGACAAACCGCACUCUUUCAUCAUAGUUAUCAAGUUCCCCAGUUCAGGAUAUGAACUUGUGUGAAACUUGAAGUAAGAAACUUUAUAUUAUAAAUAUUUAUUUAUUUAUAUUUAUAAAUCAUGUUAUAUCAUAUAUCAUAUUUAUAGUAUAUUUAUAACUGGUUUAAAUUGUGUCUAUCGCAAUGUUAGGAUAGCAUCAGUUUAACAGUCUCGGUUAAUGGCAGUUAUGACAUAGCAAAGGUCUUUCUCCUUAACGAUAUUAAUGAUAAUA
Penaeus monodon (black tiger shrimp) is the source of this 1168-nucleotide messenger RNA. RefSeq lists its product as uncharacterized. The record is from RefSeq and is a predicted model, not a curated record. Lineage: Eukaryota; Metazoa; Arthropoda; Malacostraca; Decapoda; Penaeidae. The coding region runs from base 21 to 680 and encodes 219 amino acids. The transcript is spliced from 2 exons.